CAAAUUAACUAGCAAAGAAACGGGACAAGGAUGGCUUUGGUCACCCUCACCACAACAUCUCUGUUUGGGCUUGGUUUGUUUUGGUCUGGGUUGAUUUGCCCCAAACUCCAUUCUGGAUCCGAAGCUUGGCUCCAAGUCCAUUUGAGAUCAGCUUUGAAAAUGAAGCGAGCUCGAUCGGCCGGAUCCUACUCCCCGUCCCCCAGGAGCGGUCUAGAGCGGGCCAGCUACUCCUCGUCCUCCUCUUUGACUUCGGAUUCCGAGCCAGACCCGGGAAAAUUGAGCCUGAAACAACCCGACCCGCCCUCUUCGGACCCGUCAGAAUCAACCGACCCAGUUCAAAUGGCGACAAUCCCUCUGAUCGCCACGCCCAUUCUCCCGGAUGUACCUCAUAACUCUGUUCCUUAUUCCUCGGUGGCCCAGCGGCUCAUGGCUCAAAUGGGCCAUAAAUCGGGGCAAGGUCUGGGCAAAAAAAACUCUGGCAUCGUAGAGCCUGUGGGCGUGACGUCUCACCAGGGGCGUCGAGGUCUGGGAUUAGUCAUUCAGAGUAUGCAAGCCAACACGGUCCAAUGGCAACCCGACCAAGAACACGUGUCGGUCACGGAAACCGUCUCCUGGUUGGCUCAAAGUGCGGAAGAUGGUCCACCCGAUUUUUUGUCUGAAUGGAGAGCUGGACUCAAAAUGGGCCCGAGGAAGGAAACCAUCCGGGAUGAAACCCGCUUUUGUGAUCCGGAGGUGCUUCAAAAUGUACUCAGUUGUAAAGCCGUCUUUGAUGAGUUGGAAGAGGAGGAACUGCGGCAAGCUCGAACCCGAUCUAAUCCUUUCGAAUCCAUCCGAAGAGGGAUUUUCUUGAAUCGAGCCGCUAUGAAAAUGGCCAAUCUAGAUGCCGUGUUUGAUUGGAUGUUUACGAAACCUCGGAAUAAAGAGGAUGAAUCGAUAGUGAUGUCAGAUGAGCCCUUGUGGUUCGCCGAUGUUUGCUCCGGCCCCGGUGGAUUUAGUGAAUACAUUCUCUGGCGGAGAGGUUGGCGAAGCAAAGGCUUUGGUUUCACGCUCAAAGGCCAACAUGACUUCAAAUUGAACGACUUUCAAUCUGGACCACCUGAAUCUUUUGAGCCUCACUAUGGCGUGAAUGGUCGCGAUGGCGAUGGGAAUGUGUUCGACGAAGAGAAUAUCAAGGCUUUUCAGAAGCACGUUUUAGAUCAUACGCACCGACGAGGGGUCCACAUCAUGAUGGCAGACGGAGGUUUCGGUGUGGAAGGCCAAGAGGAAAUCCAGGAGAUCUUGUCCAAGCAAUUGUAUCUGUGUCAAUUCAUCCUGGCUUUGGGCAUCGUUCGCACGGGCGGGCAUUUCGUAUGCAAGCUCUUUGACCUGUUCACGCCUUUUAGCGUGGGACUUGUUUAUUUGAUGUAUCGGGCAUUCGACCAAAUCGCUAUUCAUAAACCCAAUACGUCGAGACCCGCCAAUUCAGAGCGAUAUAUCGUUGGAAAAUGGAAACGUGAGUCCUCGAAAGAAAUCCACACUUUCCUUAUGGAGAUCAAUGCCAAAUUGAAUGAAAUCGGAUUAACCAAGCAAGGCACGACUGAAUCGGACUUGGAUUUGAAUGAGGUUGUACCCUUGGACGUUUUACUCGGAGAUAGGCCUUUUUACGAGUACAUGGUGAACUCUAAUAACAAAAUGGGCGAGUGGCAAAUUAUGGCUUUGGCCAAGAUUAAGGCUUUUAGUUUACAUCCGAGCCUUAAGGAAACCAGGCAACACGAAAUCAGAUGUGAAUGUCUCCAAGCAUGGGCGGUUCCAGAGGGAGCCAGAAAACCAGUCCGCAAUAAAACCCACGUGGUAUGUCAGGAAUUUUCGGAUAUAUAUUUUAGGUCAAGGUUUCUAUUUUUUAUGCUCGACGAGCUUCUGUGUAAAGACCUUGAUUUUCUGGAAUGGUCACCUGUUAAAGUGAUGUCGGAGAAUCUGGCCCAAUGUUUUCCAUCUAUUCACGAUUGGAAAUUCGUCUUCCUCGGCAAUCCUGACCUGGAACGCGGAUUCUUCCUUGGAUUAGGUCGAACCGAAGUAUUCCAAUUUCUUGUGACCGGUCUCAAAGCGGCGAAUAAACGCUGGAUAAAGGUCAACGAGUCCUUUUGUAAGCUUGAACUUCCGCCGGGCACCCUAAUCUUCGGUGAAAUAGUCCGUGAACUGCGUGGGGAAGGCAAAAACAUGCGGAAAAUGGUCGCUCUCCAUGUGAUAGAUGGUCUCUUCAUUGGAGGCGAGGACAUUCGAAAUUUGGAUCUCAAAAGCAGGAAUGCUGAACUGAAGCUGAUGGCUGAGGCUGUGAAUAAACCCACUUGGUCUGACUUUGCCUUGCUGCGGGUUAAAGAAUUGUACAACUUGGAUCGACUGCCGGAACCGCUGAGUCAACUCGAGCUGCGCCGACUGAAGGGAUCCGGAAAACUUGUUAGACCAACCCAAAAAGUGGAAGACAUGUUCAAUACAUUACCGCGCUAUUUCUGUCCGAGUGGUCUCGUGUUUCUCCGAAUGGUCAACGAUCCCUACCGACUAGCAGUUUCUAAGAAACAGAAACGCAAGUAUUGGUUUCACACUGAACUCAACCAGUCUGUGCUGAAUUGUCCAAAGGCCGCGGUGAUGCCCUUCAAAGCCACAUACGAGCAUCAACGCGUUUGGGAAUGGACCGUGGGUGUGGCUUUAUAUCCGCUUCAGCCAGGCACACGUGAUGACUCCAAGCUGCACUUAGAUACCUUGAUGACCUGGAUUAGGACGCAGAUUCAAUGAAAAUACUGGGGUAAAAAACAAGUCGCGAGAUCGUGAACAAAUCUGAGCUUUGAAUAUUGGUAGUAAGAUGAGAAUAUUAGGUUGUAGAUAGGGUUUUGGUACAUUCACCGUAUUUUUGAAAAGUACAACCAUUUUCAUCCUUUUUUUUUUUUUUGCAAUUUUGAUUUCUAGCCAAAAAGAUACGAACAAGCAAAAAAGUAUUCAUUAUGAAGAAGUGAACAAGUUUUAAUAUGUAAAAAGCAUAGUUGGACAUUCCAGAUACAUUGGCGGCUUUGUUUCUUUACUUUUUUUGGACAUUUGGUCCACAUAGGUAUCUUCUUACCUUUCCUGUUGAUUGAUAAGGUUGAAAGUAUCACAUCCUGUAGUGUCCGAAAAUCGUUAUCCGGGACCAACUUAAGCAUAGUUUUUGAAACAAAUAACAUCACUAUUUGGGAAUUCAAUGGUUUAGUAUUCAGAUACCUUUAAGUUUGCAUGACGAGGAAAAUGGUAGAGUUUUCAUUUACUUCAGUAUUGAUACCUUUGAACAAACUUCCAGGAAUGACAUGUUCUUUUUUCACUAGCUCUUGUUUAGGGCGGAAAUUAUGGACUGAAAGGGAUUUUCUUCUUUUUAAAAUGGUGCAACUCCAACCCCUACUCCCCCACAAACAGACAAUUCUUAGGUUGUAGGUUAUCUUAAGUGAAAAUGAUCUCAAACCCUUGAAAGAUAUGAAUGGCAUACGCUCAUGCAAUUUAAACUGAACUUACGACUUACAUGAUAACAUGCUAUAAUAAUGUCAAUCCUAAGGCAUUAAAAUAUCUCAAUAGAUAAACUUUAUUACUGUCUCUACAGUAAGGCAUCGAACAAUAUAUUAGCUAAUUAUUCAUAAAUUGUAAGGAGAUUUUCAUCCAGACUUAGCCAAUCUCAACACUGUCUUUUACACUACAUAA
Molecule: messenger RNA, 3696 nt
Organism: Tigriopus californicus
Lineage: Eukaryota; Metazoa; Arthropoda; Copepoda; Harpacticoida; Harpacticidae
Gene: Cmtr1
Product: cap-specific mRNA (nucleoside-2'-O-)-methyltransferase 1-like
Exons: 7
Coding region: 31-2769 (912 amino acids)
Biological process (GO): 7-methylguanosine mRNA capping
Cellular component (GO): cytoplasm; nucleus
Molecular function (GO): methyltransferase cap1 activity; nucleic acid binding
Source: RefSeq, a predicted model, not a curated record